Molecule: messenger RNA, 387 nt
Organism: Macrosiphum euphorbiae (potato aphid)
Lineage: Eukaryota; Metazoa; Arthropoda; Insecta; Hemiptera; Aphididae
Source: the annotation of a GenBank genome assembly
AUGCCGCAGAAAACAAACAUCUCUCCUCUCUCCCUUACCGGUACUAGUAAUAAACCGAUCACCCGGAGUGCAUUGUCGUCUUCUCAAUCUGAUGAUAUUCUCAAAGCCAUUGCUAAAUUGGAAUCAUCUCACCAACAACUUCUAAAAUUAAACCAGCAAACCAGUGCUCAACAAUCUGCUCAGUUCGAAGUACUCAAGUCAAACCUUGGUAACAUUUCAAAUCAAAUAUCCGAUCUAAAAGCUGAAAACUCCAAUCUUCGUGCUGAACUAACUGCUUUGAAAAGCAAAAUACACCUACUUGAAUCUACACCAAGUACUCCCAUCAACCCCCUCUACUUGAACUCAUCCAAGAACUCUCUGAACGUGAUAAAUGUAGUUCUAAUGUAA